This is a messenger RNA of Dermacentor andersoni, 13935 nucleotides long. It is a transcript of the gene shi, whose product is annotated as dynamin-1 shibire. Gene Ontology annotation, cellular component: cytoplasm; synapse; microtubule. The record is from RefSeq and is a predicted model, not a curated record. Gene Ontology annotation, molecular function: GTPase activity; microtubule binding; GTP binding. Gene Ontology annotation, biological process: synaptic vesicle budding from presynaptic endocytic zone membrane; receptor internalization. NCBI's taxonomy places the organism in Eukaryota, Metazoa, Arthropoda, Arachnida, Ixodida, Ixodidae.
GGUUUGCCACAGCCAUUUUGAUUUCGGCUUCAGCUGCCGUCACGGCGAAGUCAAGUGAGGGUAUCUGUGAUGCCUGUGCGGUGCGAGUUUUGCUGAGGGCUCGAACUACCUUUUCAUCUGGGGGCCGUGUUCGAAAAUGAGCGGCAACGACGGCAUGGAAAGCCUAAUUCCUAUCGUAAACAGGCUGCAAGACGCCUACACUCAACUUGGAGCGAGCCUCACGCUAGACUUGCCUCAGAUCGCCGUGGUCGGCGGACAGAGCGCAGGAAAAAGCAGUGUGCUGGAGAAUUUCGUUGGCAGGGACUUCUUGCCAAGAGGAUCUGGAAUUGUCACUCGUCGACCACUGGUGCUACAACUGAUUAACUGCAAUACAGAGUAUGGAGAGUUCCUGCACUGCCGUGGCAAGAAAUUCACAGAUUUCGAUGCAAUCCGUAAGGAAAUCGAGGAUGAAACAGAUCGGGUGACAGGCAGCAACAAGGGCAUUUCAAGCGUGCCAAUCAAUCUCAGGGUCUACUCACCGCUUGUGCUGAACCUGACCCUGGUCGACCUUCCGGGGUUGACUAAGGUCCCCGUCGGUGAUCAGCCUGCGGACAUUGAGAGUCAGAUCCGGGAAAUGAUUCUCCAGUUCAUUCGCAAGGAGAACUGCCUUAUACUGGCAGUCACAUCGGCCAAUCAAGAUCUGGCUACUUCAGAUGCCCUGAAGAUUGCCAAGGAAGUUGACCCAGAAGGUCUGCGCACCAUAGGUGUGAUCACCAAGCUGGACCUUAUGGAUGAAGGAACUGAUGCCAGGGACAUUCUAGAAAACAAGUUACUGCCAUUGAGAAGAGGAUACGUGGGUGUAGUGAAUAGGAGCCAGAAAGACAUAGAAGGCAAGAAAGACAUCAAGGCAGCCAUGGAAGCAGAACGGAAGUUUUUCCUUAGUCAUCCUGCAUACAGGCACAUGGCUGAUCGCAUGGGUACACCAUACCUCCAACGGGUACUGAACCAGCAGCUGACCAACCACAUUCGAGACACCCUUCCAGGUCUUCGGGACAAGCUGCAAAAGCAACUCAUUUCCAUGGAGAAGGAGGUGGAAGAGUACAAGAACUUUCGCCCUGAUGACCCAUCCCGCAAAACCAAGGCUAUGCUUCAAAUGAUUCAGCAGCUUCAGACAGACUUUGAACGGAACAUUGAAGGUUCUGGCUCUGCUGCUAUCAACACAUCAGAGCUCUCAGGGGGCGCCCGCAUCAACAGAUUGUUUCACGAAAGAUUUCCUUUUGAAAUUGUCAAGAUGGAAUUUGAUGAGAAAGAGCUACGUAAAGAGAUUGCCUUUGCAAUUCGUAACACACACGGCAUUCGGGUCGGGCUGUUUACUCCAGAUAUGGCCUUUGAGGCUAUAGUGAAGAAGCAGAUUGCCAAGUUGAAGGAGCCUUCCAUCAAGUGUGUAGAUCUUGUCGUGGCUGAACUGGGAAAUGUGAUUCGGCGAUGUGCUGAAAAGAUGAGUCGUUAUCCACGACUUCGGGAGGAAACAGAACGCAUUAUCACCUCACAUGUGCGUGAGCGGGAGCAGACAUCUAAGCACCAAAUCUCUCUGCUGGUUGAGGUGGAGCUUGCAUACAUGAAUACGAAUCAUGAAGACUUUAUCGGAUUCACAAAGGACGAUUAUCACUCUGGUGCACAACAAACAGCAGACGUGUCGUCAGCUGGUAAAAGGAAACUAGGCAACCAGUCGGUUUUCGCCGUGAUUCGCAAGGGGUGGAUGUGCAUCCAUAACUUGGGCAUCAUGAAGGGUGGCUCUAGAGACUACUGGUUUGUGCUCACAUCAGAGUCCAUCUCAUGGUACAAGGACGAAGAGGAGAAGGACAAGAAAUACAUGCUCCCUCUGGAUGGCCUAAAAAUUAAGGACAUUGAAGCUGGUUUCAUGUCUCGAAGAAACACAUUUGCACUUUUCAACCCUGACCAAAGUGAGCUGGGCUAUGAGAGAGCAGCCUGUGAUCAAAAGACUGUUCAUGACUCCCACUGGAGGAACGUGUACAAGGACUACAAACAGCUGGAGCUAUCGUGCGAGAGCCAGGAGGAGGUGGACUCGUGGAAGGCAUCGUUCCUGCGAGCCGGCGUGUAUCCAGAGCGGGCACAGAGCGCCGCAGGUGAUGGUGAGGGGGGCUCAGAUGGUUCGGGUUCGGAGGGCGGUGGAUCAUCCAUGGAUCCGCAGCUUGAACGCCAGGUGGAGACCAUCCGCAACCUGGUAGACUCCUACAUGCGCAUUAUCACGAAGACCUUCCGUGACCUGGUGCCUAAGAUCAUCAUGCACCUCACCAUCAACAAUACUAAAGAAUUCAUCUAUUCAGAACUACUAGCAGCACUUUAUGCUUCAGGUGAUCAGACGCAGCUCAUGGAAGAGAGUCCUGAAGAGGCACAGAAGCGAGAUGAGAUGCUACGCAUGUACCAUGCCUGCAAAGAAGCCCUGCGUAUCAUUGGCGACGUGUCCAUGCAGACAUCUUAUCAGCCAACACCACCGCCUGUCAAGGAUGACUGGCUCAAAAUGCAACCCCCUGAUUCUCCACGGCCGGCCCCUCCCUCCCCGGGGGGUCCCCGGAGGAAUGUGGGAUCUUCCCGGGCACCCCCCCCAGUCCCAGCGGCGGCCAGCCGGCCAGCCCCAGUGAUCCCAUCGCGGCCCGAUGCAGCGGGCAGGCCACCCCCGGCAGCCCCACCCAGGCCUAUCAGUGCCGCUUUCCAGGCACCCCUUGUGCCUUCGCGUGGCUCAUUGCCGAGCGUGCCGCCACGCGUCGCUCAGGGGGCCGCGGAUAUGGUGCUGGACGCAUUCGGCAUGCCCAUGAGCAAGUGAAGAGCCCCAGCGGGCAGGGUGCAGCGGGAGCCGUUCGCUUCUGUGGCUCCAACUGCUUUGUCCUGGGCUGCCCGCUCUGCAGCACUUCUUCCCGCACCUUGGGCCAUGGCAACCUGUCUACAGUGGGGCGCUGCCCCGGCUGCUGCACCUGCUGCUCCCUGUGCUCGAGGGUGGCCAGCAGCCACCAUGCCCACCACCCUUCCUCUUCCUCAUCCUCUUGACAACACCCCAUUCUCUCUCAUGCAUAGCAUUUCUUGUUGACCUGCAAGGCAUGGCUCCACAGGGCUCAGUGUUUCCACCUUGCUUACUUGCCAUUGUCUAGAUUGACAGUGUUCUGGGGGAGGGAAGCAUUGCGAGUACACCAGCAAGGGCAGCAGAAAAACGCAGAAGGCUGCGUGGCUUAUCUGGGAGGGCAAUUUGAGGAUCUCAGAAUUGCGAAAGAAGUGCAGAAAUGUGGCUUCGCCUUCUUUCUCCUGGAAAGUCAUUCACUCUGCUUGGGAGAGGGCGUGUAAAAAAUAAGAUACUGCCAUGGUAUGCCUUGUGCGUCAGCUUAGAAGUCUGGCUGAAGUUCAAGUAAUAUUUGAGGCAUGCAGCCUAUGCACUUCGCAACAGUAGGACAUUCUGCUAUGAUGUUCACCUGCAGUGCUGUUUGCGCCAUUGCAUCCAGUAGCUGCAGCUGGCAGGCAGUUGUUGGUUGCCAAAAGUUAAUUUCAGGGCUUGGGCAGAAAUCUGCCAUUGGAUUGAGGAAAAUUAGUGCUUUGUCACUGUGUUGGGAAUCUGCAUUUCUCGUCAUGCUUCUACUUCAGCCAGGCCCUAGGUGAAAUCGAGUAGAGCUUGCCUGUUCAGAAUUGUGGCCUUUAAUUGGACUUCAUCUUGUAGCCAGGAGGGAGUGCUACUACUAAUAUGUUGACAAGCACAGGUUGUGGUUACUUGAGGAACUGGCUAUAUGCAGGCUGGUAUUACAAUGGUAGCUGGUUUAUUUUUGUUGCUUCCUUUGAAGAUUAUGGUGCAUUUCUUGAGAUCAAGAAUUGCCAGAGUAAAAUAUUGAUCAUAUAGGCUUUGGUCAGUGCUGUGACAUUUCUUAACUUGGAACACUUCUUCCAAAGGCUUGCGGUCCUUUGAUGGGUGCAGCAACACAAUAUCGAUUGUGAUAAGCUUUGGUUUUAUGCUUAAUUGUGCAAAAUUUUCAUUCUGUAUAAAAAUAUUAGUGGAAGUUCAGCGCUUGUCUUUGUCCCACCUUGUUUGGUGCACUGGUAUGCCACCAAAAUGCAGCAACCUUGCAUAACCAGUCUCAUUGUGCCAUGCUGGCCUAAGAUUUAAGUUGUGUUGAAAUAUCUUAGCACCAUUCCUUGCACAUUUCUUGCAUUGCACAGUGCCUUCUAGAGCUCUGAAGCAUGUGCAUGGCAGCUGGUGUUAAGUUUUAUUCGGAUCGCAUGCUCCCGUCAUCUUGUAACACAUAACAUGCACAUAUUUCUGCCUAAUGCAUCUGAAAAGUGAAUGAGCAAAAGUUUAAGAUUACAAUCUUCCACAAAAUACUAAACCAAGCUAUGUUAUGGUGUGAAACUGUUCAUGGAGUGAGUGAAAAAAUAACAUUGCACAUUCAUGGUGAUGUGCACUGAUAGCUGUGCUGCUCUUCAGUUCAGGAACAAACUUUAUGGUUGCCGUAUAUACUAGAUGUUUAAAGCACAUUUGAAGACUUUCUGUUUCAGCUGUUCAUUUGUGCUGCCUUCUGUGUACCCCUUUCCCCCUUUAAAAGUAAGCCUGCCGAAUUUUUAAAGAGCCAGCAUGGCCAGCUGCUUGCACUCCAUAGCAGUGCUUCUCUUAAACUGGCUGCCAGCAAUUAUCCCCAUGGAAGUAUACAGGCUUGCCCAUAAAUGCAACACGUUGCCUGUUAGAGCACACCAGUACAUUUGUGUUAAUGUUUGUGUUCAGCUUAUGUUUCAAAUCAAGGGCAUGGAUUAAUUGCAAAUUGCUUAUUGUUAUUGCAAGCUGUGGAAUGCAUCGCUAAAAGGAACUUAAUGUAGCCAAACCAUGAAGGAACAUUGCCAAAUUUAUGGAACUGCUUAGUCGACCAUGGAGCUCAGCUUACGAGGAUAUCGCUGUCAGUGUAUUUUGAUUGGCUAAGCCAGGGGGUAGAAUACCCAUAGCUCCAGUGAGGUGUAUCACACUAAAGCAAAAGUAUGUGCGAAAGUUACCAAUUGAGAAUACAGCCGCAGCACUACUGUGACAUGAAAGUGGGAGGCUGCAUUGGGCUUUUGUGCAUUUUUUUGGUUUUUCUUAUGUGGGUUCUGUAGCCCAGCAAAGGCUACAUCUAAAAGAAAGCAACUUAAGAUGGGCAGCUCACUGGAAGUACCACAGGGGUUGCCUUUUUAAAAUUUCCUUUUAAUAAAUGCUUCUCUCCUUACUGGGAAAAAGGCUACACAGUAGGUAGCAAGGCAAAAACAGCUGAAACUUGUGUUUUCAAAUGUACAAUAAAAAUGUAUUGAUGUUGUGGCUCUAAAGUGAACAAUUGAAAACUAAUGAGUGAUAUUUACAUUAAAAAAAAUAUACAGGAGGCUUCAAUGGCUGCUGAGAUAAUAAAUUGUUUUUAUGCGACUAAAAGGCCUUGCUUAAAAAAAAGAAAGAAGUAAAAAUUUAAAAAACUUUGCGGCUUGCUAGCUGCAAAAUCUUCUUUAGUACAACAUGUCGACGAAACGAGCGAGAAUACACAUAUAAUCGCAUAGGUCACAUUUCAGUGCAAAUUGCUGUCUGCAAGGCAUUUGCAGUCAACAUGACAUAUCCCUGCUACUUGUCUGCCUGUAUUGGCUAAAGUGAUGCCAUGGAACAUGACAGAACCAUGAUUGUGCUGUUUGCAGUUUAAUUUCCCACCUUUACUUACACUGAAUACUCGUUUACUAAUAGUUGUAUGCAAUGAAAGGAAAGAAGAAUUAUAUGUAGUCUCUGAUGACUGAGAAAAAUGGAGCCAGGCAAGCAGCAGGGAUUGUCAAGCUUGAAUUGAAGAGCCUAGCGCACAAUUGGUGCUUGAAUGUGCACAUCAUGUAUGUGUGUAUUUUCCUGUUUCACUGCAAAACUUCAUCAUAUGGAGCUGCCCACCCAAGUGGUCACUGCUUCCUUAUUGUUGUAAUAUUAUACAGUAGUACUUUCUAUGUAAGCUCAGUUGGAUCUCUUCAAGAAGACUAGUAUUAAGUCAGCAUUUAUCCAACAUUGUCUUUCUUUAAAAAAAGUGCAUAUUUAUUCUGUCGCACAUCGAAUUUUCCCUGAUUUAUAUCUUCAUUUUAUGUUAGAGAUACUAGCAGCACUGUAUCACUUUUUUCUUUCAUUAUUCACACGCCUUUGCUGCUUGUGUAAAGGCAAAUGGCUGCAUCAGUGGCUUUCAUUAUUUAAUUGUGGUCAACUCUCAUUGAACCAAACUCCUUUAUGCCAUAUAUCUUUGUUUGAAUUACCCAUGAUUACUGAAAGAAGACAUGCACACAAUUUAAUUGUAUAUAUGCAAACCCAUGUAUGAUGAGUUCAUUAUACUUGGGUAAAACAGCUGUGCGACAGUGCUGAAACACCCCAUGGUGACCUAACUGUCGUAGCAGCCUGUGUAAGUAACACAACAAACAACAGGAUCUAGCUCUCUAUCAGGUUAUGCAUCAUAAUGCACCCUACCUGCUCAUGUCCAAACAUGCUGACAAGCAUGUUUGGACACAGGUUGUAGGCACUCGGAGUUGGAUAUAUCCAAUGUCCAGUUCACUUUAAGGGAUUUGUAGUAUGUGAAUAUCGCUUGAAAAGCUUUGCAUAUUUGAUAUAACGCAUAAAUUACUAUACCCAAGUUACAACCAGGUGUGUCAGUGUACUGUAUCAAGUUCCAAGUUGAGAAAAUUUGUCUAUUUUAUAUGUUUCUCUUGGUGUUACACAUAGGAUAUAUUUAACUUUAUGUUCACUGAAAUUCUUAAUGCACAUCAGGAUGCACUGCGUUUCUUGGGGCUGUUCAUUUUAUACACAGAAUUUUUCGGUUUGGAGUGCCUAAACCUGCAAUGAACUACUCCCCUACAGAAAUAUAUCAUACGAAUGCUGUGAGCUGUUGUAAACAAUAAACCAAGUCAUGAUGAUUGUGCAAGACUUUGAUUACAAGACUUGGUUUGCUUUGUAAUACCGUGAAGCACAAGUUUGCGUUGUAUUUUGACAGGUGUGCUAUAACAUGCCAGUGUAGGCUGUGCUGUGCUCUUGAUUUGACAGUUUGGUGCGAUGUCACAUUGCAAAAAUGGCUUGUUGAAGAGCUGUUUUUAUGGAUUGUGGCAUUUUGUGUUUAAGUAUAUAUCCCUCCAUGUAUGUUGUGAGGCUAACAGCAUGGGGAAACACAAACUAUUUCUUGAAGUGCUUUGUUUGGAUCUGACUGAAGCUGUUGUCAAGUCUUGAUCUUAAAUGUUGCAAAUGUUGCACACACAUGUAGGGACAGUGAUCAGAUCAGUUAUUCAUGAAAGUCUGAGGGAACAACAGAACAAUGCAUGAAGCAUGGGAGAAACAAGGCCCUUUUCCCUUCUUGUCCUCAUCCUACCUGUCCUCGCCAUUGUGCAUGUAAUGUGGUAGUCACCCCAAGGCAGAGCGGGUACAGCUUUCCUGUGGUAGCGCUUGUGUUGCUAGUUGUGAUCGCAACUAUAGGUGUGAGGCUGCAGAACUCGACGUCCGUGUAAUGCACUAGGGUAUUUUUGGAAGCCAAGGUCUGUUUUUAAGUUGUCUAAGCAUGGUGGGUCUGCCUUGCAGUAUUGGAAUACGUCUUUCAGUUGAAAAAUCCUUGUUCUGUAUCUGGAAUCAACGUUAGUCUUGCACACUAAAUGAAUACAUCAAUUGGUAUUUAAUGUAGGUGCUCAAGGCAGACUGGCAGCAGCAGGAAGUUCAAAUGGCCAAGCUUUGUGCGGGAGCUUUCCACUUUGUCUUGCUUUGACAAUGCCAUGUUAAUACGUGAGCUUUAGCAGACCUUCUUGGUUUUGCUGACAUACGGGAAAGGGGCUCUUAUUAGUAUUGAUGUUUCCAAUUUCUUUUCAUUAAUAAUGUUUAAGUUCCAUGUGCAUUCUAAGCUAUCACUGGAGUUUUAAUUUGAUUGAUGUCCUGUCUGCAAUCUCAUUUGAACAUAGAGACAACCAGGAAAUUUCUGGCAUGCAGGGAAGGUGCACAAAUUCCCACCAUGAAAAUAGAUGCAAAGCAACAUAAGAUUUAGAUUUGAUGGUAAAAUGCAUACAAGGGCAUCAAAGAUCUUGUCAGUCCAUAAUUAUAUUAGCUUAUGCUGAGGAAGUGACAUUAGCUGUUUUUGCAAAGCCUUUUGUCAAUUAUUGCUUUACUAAGGCUGGCAGCAAAUUAUAGGUCCAUUCUAAUGGGAAAUGGAGCUAUUUAAAAGCUAAACUCAGUGUUAUAAUGCUGCUUUGCUGGUAAUUCACUGGUGCCUGCCUGUUCACUUGAGAUUGCUCUUAUUGCUCUUAUACUUUUAAUGUUACAGCUGCUAGGUGAUAGCAGCUGUUUGCUAGUAGUUGUAGCCUGUCACUCGUUGGCACUUUCCUGGUGUCAUAAUUUUAAUAUUAAUUUAUACAUUUCACUUGCAUAAAUUUAGGUAAUAUUUAGCCUAGUAUAAAGCAGUGAUCCUUAAUCAUUUAAUAGAAAAGCUGUCUAGCCUAUAGAUUUGGGCACUACAUUAUCAAAGACCUGGAACAGAUGUUGCUAUGUAAUUUUAUGCAUGAUGUGCUAGGUGGCAACUCUCCUGUGGUUUUUCCUGAUGCAUGUAUCCCACAGUUACUUCUCUGUAUGUUUUGCAUAGCUCUUGCUGCUUUUAUUUCACUACAAGUGUUGAGUGGGGCAGCUCUGUGCCCAUAGGCUUGAAAGGCUUGCAGAAUUGACAGCAAUCCAACAUUGUCUCGGUACUUGUGCUUUCAUUUCUAAAGUUUACUCUGUUCAUGCAUUGUUGGAUAUAUUGAAGCAGUUCUUGUGGUUAAACUGCACUGUUGCGAAUACCCCCUGUGCUUGCUCUUUGGAGAAAAAUAGCUGUCUUCCAAGUACAGCCACCCUAUCUGCAGUCUUGUUGUUAGGCUCUUUGGCACACUGAUAAGGGGUAAUAAACUGGUUGUGAAGGAGGGAAUAUUAUUUGCAGUCAUUAAAUGAAUGUUUUCGAAACAUUGAACAGGGCUUCUGUGUGUUGGCUUGUUUAGCUCUUUCUUUUGCAAUCUCUUUGGUUUAUAAAUGGCUAGAACGCUUAGCAAAGGGUUUGUACUAUUCGAGUUCUGGUUUCUGUCAUGCAUGAAGCACAUUUAUGCUUGUACACCUAUGCAUGUUUUGCUAAUGUAUGUACAAGUAUGUUUUCAUGCAUACUCAUGUACUUAAGUUCAUACACAAUGCAUGUUCACAUACAUAUGAGUAUGCUUUCAUCUUUGCUGAUAAUGAAAAGAAAACUGUUACUUGUCAUGCUUGACGUGCAUUCUGAGGCAUUGCAUGAUAUUGGGAGAUAUUGGGAGAACUUCGGUAUGUGCUGAAAUAUGCAAGGGUUUAGAUAUCUGUGUGUGGAAUGAGUUCAUUAGUGCCUCAUUCUCAGAGCCAAAACUGCUGGGGUGGCAUUCAGCCACUACUGCUUCAGUGCUUGAAGUGUUAAGCUUCCUGCUCCAGAAGCAUUGUUGUUUCUGCAACAUUGUUUCUUGUUUGAAAGUUUGUCGUUGAAGAAACAUAGCUGCCGCUAGCAGGUUGCCAUUCUUGUCAAAUGCAAUGCUCCUUCUUCAUAUGUCUCGACAUGCUGCUGUUCACCUGGCAACACACCUUAGCAGGUAUUUAUGCGCUGAGACAAGCUUGAAUUAUGCUUGACUUUUUAGUGUUGACCAUAAACCACUGAUAAGUCGAACAUGGCAGGUGCAUAAGUUACUAAGAUCAUCAAUGGGUCUCGAAUGAAUACUGCUCCUAGAGCUGAUGACAAAUUGCUGUUGCUGAAAAACUGUUGCAUUGCUACUGUGCUGUCCUGUUCUGGGCCGUAAAUACACAACUUCUUUGUGCUACCCACUUCCUUGGGAUGUGUGUGUAGCAUGCAUGCAACAAGGUUUGCUUUUCGUAGCUAAAAGGAAGUGUGGCACAUUGACAUUUUGAGUCUUAUUUAGUGCUAGUGGUCUCAUCUACAUUUUUUUAUUUUCUGUUUAGCGUCACUUCUGCUCAUAUUUCUUACUGACCUCUUUGUUGCACUCCACCCUUGUGCCCUGAGCUGCUUAAAUUCUGCUCAAAUAGUUUUUGCUCUUUGUAUUGGCAGUAAGAUGAGUUGCUUUUUAUUUUUUUAGUGCAGGUGCACAAAAAAGUUAGUUUUAUCAGAUUUUAUUACCACAAUAGAGGUCUCUUCAUGUGGCCAUUCAUUUGACGAAGGAACGUUGCUUGGCAAGUCGCGUUUCAGGCAGACAAUCAUCCAUCACUGUCCGGAAACACUGCUUUGUAAUUGUUGUGAAGUUGCCCUAAACUUGAGUUUGACCUUUUGCUGUUGGUGAGAGGUGGGGAGUGCAUGCUUGCUGACGACCAUAUUUUUUCUGGCUUGCAUCUUCUAGGAGUUGUGUGGUAGGAGAAGCUUAAUCUGCCUCUAAGGACAAAGAAAAAGCUGGAACUUUUGGCUGCAUUGCUAUAUGUGCAACCCCUGCGUGCAUUGUGGGAUCAACCUUUUGUGUGUACCUGCUUGUAGUUCUUAUUAGCCAGGAUUUGCUCUUAAGUGCAAGUCAUAAUUUAAAGGUAUGCCCAUUAACUGUAAAAUUCCACGUCUGUCAUUGCAAAUUGUAACCAUGUGUGACAUGUAACAGUACUAGAUGUGUACUGUAUGUACUAGUGACUGUAUGCGUCAGUGGCCAUAGAAACUUGGAAGCUUGUUCGCACAAGCUAAAUGUGAAAGUUUGUGUGGACAUUAGGAAAAAAAAGAUUAAUAUGGCAGUUUGUUGCACUGUUACUGUAGAAAACAAAAUUUAUUACAUAUCCAUUGUUUCAGUAAUAUGCAACAAAAUUUACAAUGUUGGUAUUUAGAUAUUUUCAAAUUUUGUUUUGUUUGUGUUGGUGCAGUUGCUAGUCAAGCAUAUGUAGUUCUGACUGUUAUGCAGUCAUUUGUGGGUUCAGCCAUAGUAGACUUUUGCCUUGGGAAAUGGUGUUGAUAUUUUAAAACAUUAUUGGCUCUUGGUGAAUGGUUUUGAGUGAAAGUAUGGUAAUUAGUGUGAUUACUGCUAACUGCAUCUGCCAAACUUCUGCUUGUGUAAACCACUGUUUAAAUAUGUAGGCUGUUCUGCAGCAUUGUCUAGUACUUGUGUCAACAGCAAAUAGUAACUACAUGCUAUCUCAUUAAUUAGCAGACAUUAGUGGAGGGUUGUAACUGCAGGAAAAAAAAUGAAGGAAAAAAAGAAACUUGGUGGCCUGGUACAUAAUGCUAUAAGAAGCAUGAGAAAUGAAACAAGCAAAAGGGCCUAGCAUAGUGAAUCGGUUCUGUUAUACACUGUAGCCAUGCUACCAUAGUUUUCUCCCAUACUUCCCCAGCAGUCCUGUGACACUGUGAACUAGCCCACCGUUUUGCCACUUGCUUAGUUCUUAAUGCAAGCCUCUUAAUGCAUCCUCCCCCGCGUAGAAAAGUUCUUGCUUGAUUUAUAAAAAUGUUACGCAGCUGUUGUAUCAGAGCUUUAUUCCUGCUUUAUUACACCUGGUCUGCAUGCAUGAGGAAACUGCAACUGAGCCUAAUAGCAUAGCUAGCAGCUUUCUUAACAUGCUACAUUUGCAACCACUUGUAUGGAAGGCUGCAUUUUGGCUUUGGUGUUUAGUGGGAGAAACAAUGUGUAUUCACAGUGGUUGCUGACUAAUAACCGCUUAAGUAGUCUGUACCUCACCAAGCACUAUUUCUGCAUGUUUUACUGGCAGAAAGUUCACUACACAUAUUGAAAAUAUUCAUUGUGCAUAGUGUGGCUUGGCGUAUUUUGUGAAGCCAAGAGACAGGAUUGGGUCAGUUUAUGCAGUGUAUUCAUGGUAGACUUGCAGCUCUUCUGCAUUUUCUUGUUGAGCUAUUAGUCCUUCCCAUUAAGCCAGGAAGAGUUUAGGCUAUUUCGCUUGUGCUUGUUGCUCCUGCCACCUUAUAUGGUUACUGCAUUCCAGCUGUUCGAAAUCCGAGAAGCUCUGCUUUAUUUUAAGUGUACAACUUUUUGUUUUCUAUAGCUUUUCAAGAAACCAUUACACAUUGAUUUGUGAAGCACUGCUCUCUGACUGAGAGGCAUAUCACUUUGGUCUGUUUUCCUUUGUUUUAUGGCAUUGUAAUCAUACACUGACACCAAACGGAAAAGUUGAAGCUUUACUGUGUUUUAUUUUUCCCAAGAGAUUUUUGUACAGCAAAGCUAGGUAUUACUUUUUGUUCCCAGUUAUCUUUAGUUUAUGAUGUUCCCUUUUGUUUGUGCACAACAUUUAAUGUUUCACACUAUUACUGUUUGUUUUACUUUGCAAAAACAGGCGCCCUGUUCCAUCAGUCCCUCCCAGAAUCCCCGACCGGCCGCAGGUUUCAUCUUCACAAUGGCCCUACUGAGUUUUCCAUCCUUGUGUUCUGUGGAGGACGACCAGCCCAAGAGACUGAUUAGAACAGAGAGCACUGUGAGAAAGGGCCCGGUGAAGCUGAGAUGUGGUCCAAAGGCAGGCCAUGGGAGGAGGCUCGGUGGCACGAGGUGAAAAUGUGGGGGAGGACCGAAAGAGAAGCAUUCCAAGCAGCAGCGUGGCGCAUAGGGCAGCCAACCGCCUGUGAUCCCUUGGCAGGGAUGUCCCUGUCUACGUCACCAGAGGUUAGGCGAAAAUCCAGUGCCCUGCUAGUCCCGACUCUGCCUCACGUUUGUUUGGACUGUGUAAGUUUUGUAAUGUAAUUUCCUGUGAUUGAUUUCUUGGUCACUGUGAAUUGCUCUUUCUUUGUGCCACUCGUAUUUUUUUAUGUGCUCACUCAAUCUGCCUGACCAGUAUACAGAGACAUGUGGGUACAGUGUAUUCCCCCCAGCCUGUCACUUGCUGAUGGGCUGCCCAUAACGAGCACCAUGCCAUCUGCUAUGGUUGCUUCACUUAGCCAUGGUCCUUCAUGUUACCUACCUGUGUGUCCUCAUUUCACCAGUUCCCCCCCCCCCCCCCUUCCCUGAGGCAGUUCAGCCAUGUUUUUCUUGUGCUGACUUUUGUGGUUAUGUUUGAAGAGAAGGUAUUUAUUUGGCAAGGCGCAUUCUCAAGGAAAGGCUCCAUGCAAAAUUGCAAAGCUGCGUGAAUCCCAGUAUGUGUGCCCCAAUAUGCCCUCACAUAGUGACUUGGCAAUUUAAAACUGCUUUUUGCAGUACCGUGUUGACUUUUUUUGUGUAUUUUGUAGGUACAAAUGGCUUUUGAUUUUCAAAAUUUGAUACCGAAGCUUAUUUGCAGGUAAGAGCAAAGAGGAUUCACAGGUUCCUCAACUGGUGUUCACAUUCAGCACUGGUGGUGGGGAAGCCAUUAUGUUAUCCUCUUUUUGAGCAAGUGGAAGUGCUUAUUUGAAAUGUUUGGUUUUGAAUGAGUAUCUAGCCCUAUGCUUGGUUGAAGGGUAUUUAUUUCAUUGCUGCACAGUCUAUUUGCCUUACUUUAUACAAGCAGGGCAAAGUUUAAAGAGAUUGCUUCUCUUGCUAUGUAAACUUGCAUGUCAUUAAUGUACCGGUUAUGCUUGCAUAGUGAGCACACAUGUAUUGGCAUUGAUGUCUGAAAAAAAAAGAUAUUUUUUGUGUGUGUAUCCAGAGUGCAGCAUAGAAUAUGAAGCUUGCCUACUAUUUUCUUGGAAGAUAUGUCAAGUUGCAGUAAAGACAAAGUGAGUUUUCUCCUUCAGGGUGUCUAGGACGCAAUUGUAGUCUGUGUGCUCUGUAGGCUCAGAUAGCAUUCUAGCAGAGCGAUGCCCCAAACUGUUCCCACAUGCUAAUUAUAAAAUACCCGAGUAAUCAUCAGCAGCAUGAAUGUCUCAGUACAGCCGGGCGCGCACAUUAUGCUUGCAAAAGGAAGUACAUACUGUAAGAAUGUAUGAUAUGACGACAGUCUGGGGACCCUCACACCAGUGGUGUACACAGGUGCAGCAAUGUGUGUUUGAAGUUGUAAAUUAAAGUAUCAAUGUUGGCGAA